Molecule: messenger RNA, 2151 nt
Organism: Exophiala oligosperma
Lineage: Eukaryota; Fungi; Ascomycota; Eurotiomycetes; Chaetothyriales; Herpotrichiellaceae
Exons: 8
Coding region: 1-2151 (716 amino acids)
Biological process (GO): positive regulation of transcription from RNA polymerase II promoter by galactose; DNA-templated transcription
Cellular component (GO): nucleus
Molecular function (GO): zinc ion binding; DNA-binding transcription factor activity, RNA polymerase II-specific; RNA polymerase II cis-regulatory region sequence-specific DNA binding
Source: RefSeq, a predicted model, not a curated record
AUGGCGGAUCAGGCAAGCUAUGAGGCAGACACAUUGACUGCCGGGUUGACACCCAGCCCUACCAGCGCCACCACCCACGCCGGCGGUCAACCACAAGCCACGAAGCCUACGACAGAAAAACCUCGUCAAACACGUCGAAAGAUUGCUCUUGCAUGUACUCCAUGUCGAGAGCGCAAGUCACGAUGCAACGGUGAACGACCUGCGUGUCUACCAUGCCGGAAAAGGCACCGAGAGCACCUUUGUACGUGGGAGGAAACUAUGCCACUCACCCUCGAAGGGGCCGAGAGGUCCAUGUAUCCAGUCUUGAUACCGCUAGGAUCACCUCGAUCACAUCAUCAUCAUCAUCAACGGAAUGCUUCCGUCGAACAAGGUGGCCGCGCUCAUGUCGAGACACUACCGGCAUCGACUCCUUCCGAUAACUCCAACCACCAGGGCUCAUCGGCCCGUGCUAUCACCGAGGCCGUCAUACAAACCAUGGAUUUGAUGGUGAGUCCUCAAGGAUCAUCUCGAACAUCCGGUAAGAUGAGUGAUGCUUCGCCAAAGUCGUCAUUCCGGGACAGUUAUAGAAAAUGGGACACCAGCAGCAACCACGGUUUCGGCCUCCCAAUGCGAUCUACCGCCGACAAGUAUACUACAUAUUUCUUCAAAUACGUCUUAUCAAUAUUCCCCGUGCUUCACUGGCCAUCGUUUCAAGCAAGAUACUUCAAGGUAUGGACAGGUGACGUUGACGACGAUGGCGGCGAUGAUGAUCUCGAUAAACACAUCUUCAUGGCCACACUUUAUAUGGUCUUCGCCUUGGGAUGCAUGUACAGCGACAUGAGUCCGACCAAAGACAAAGCGUGUCUCGCAAACCAAUUCUACAUACGUUCUACGGAAGUCAUCGCCGUCGAAGCUUUGGACACCAUUCCACUCGAAGGUAUUCAGUUGCUAUUAUUACAGACAAUCCAUCUCCAAUCCACGAAACACGAAAAUCGGUGGUGGAACAUUACCGGCAUAGCGACUCGAGGUGCCGUCAGCCUUGGGUUGAAUUUACCGUUCGAUGGCUCCUACUCGAGGAGGAAUCAACUGCAACGAGAAAUGAGACGGCGCGCGUGGCAUACUUGCGUCAUAUUCGAUAGGUUGUUGGCACUCAAUCUAGGUCGUCCAAUGAUGGUCGGUUCGAUCAAUGACUUUCCUCUUCCGCAAGCAGUUGACGACGAGUAUCUGCUUGAAGACGGCGAAGGAGUACAACCUGCACACCAAGAGUCUCGAAUCACCCUCUUCAUACAUUGCAUCAAGCUUUUCGAGAUACAACGUGACACCUUGUUGGCCUUGUACACCAAAGAGGCCAGCCUCAAGCUGAGUGGAAAGUUGCAUCUCUCCGGGUGGUCUGAACAUUGGCUUUCCGAACUUCUAAAGAUCAACCAUUCUCUUGAAGAAGUGGAGGAAGCCCUUCCAGAUCAACUGAGGCUAACACCACUGGCGGAUCAUCACGAACAUGGUCGAUUCCAGUCCAACGUGUUCAACGGUCGAUUCCUUUAUAUUCGUGCUUUACUAUUACGUCCUGUGCUACUACUGGUCGCACGACUCGGUAGGGAAAUUGACCUCUCAUCUUCCCAGACAACCUCGUUGGAGAUGGACAUUAUGAAACGAAUAUGUGCACACUGCAUACUGACGGUUACGGCACUGGUGAACCUCAAAUACCAAACAAUUUCGGACCCAUGCGCGGGACCACCGUGGCCGAAUAGUCAUUACAUCUUUGUCUCAGCUGUCAUUCUUGCCGCCGCUCGUCUAUGCCCGGCUUUCGAUCCAGCCCUGGACCAUGACGUGUUGAGAUCAGCUUGGGACCGCUGCAUCACGGUUCUGGAGCACUAUGCACCUCAAAUCGAAGCGGCCGACUCCUUCCUACACACGGUGUCACUCCUGGGAAGGAGGAUUCAUGACAUGGAACAACCAUCAAGCAAUACCAGAGACGGCGAGAACAACACCUCCUCGGAGGAACCCAUCCUCAUCCAGACGCCGUCACAGAAUGCCCAGAUGGAAAAUCAGGAUUAUUUCGGUGAUGGGAUUUACGAUUUCCUGCAAAAGGAUCUUGACAUGUUGGGCAAAGUGGACUUUUCAUUGCUCCCCGAUGAUACGAUGGAUAUGGCCGAUUUUUACGUUCCAUCAUGA